AUGUCUCGACCCCCACUUGGCCUGGAACAGCACCCCGCACCCUCCAUCGACCAGGACAUCAUCGGCAUGCUCAGCGUGGCGUACCAGCAGGAGGCGGAGCUGCGCCCCGACGCCGAGUACCUGCACCGCCACUCCCCGACCUCGGCACGGCACGGCCCGCGCCUGUCCGCCGGCAUGCGCCGCAUGGGCCUGGGCUGGAUGGUGGAGGUGGCGCUGGACCAGGGCCUGACCCAGGAGGCGCUGUCGCUGGCAGUCAGUCUGUUGGACCGCUACAUGAGCGCGGCCCAGACCUUCCCCGUCGCAAAGUUUCAGCUGGUGUGCACAGCCUGCCUCCUCAUCGCGGCCAAGCACGAAGAGGAGGUGCACCCCGCAGUGAGCGAGCUGACGGGCCUGAGCGACGGCUCCUUCUCCGAGGCCGAUCUGCGCUGCGCGGAGCUGGCGGUGCUGCAGACGCUGUCCUACCGCGUCAACUGCCCGACCCUCUACACCUUCCUCCUGCUGCUGAACCGCGCUUUAGGCCUCAACCCCCGCUCCAGCGCGCUGGCCUGCUACCUGACGGAGCUGUCCAUGCUGGAGUACGGCAUGCUCGCCUUUGCGCCCUCGCACGUGGCCUGCUCCGCCGUGGCCCUGGCCAACCUCUACUUCAAUGAGCCCCUGCCCAUGAGUGCGAUGCUGGCCACCAUGCCCUACACCCCUGCCUCACUGCUGCCCGGCAUGCAAGCCCUGCUGCACCUGCAUCAGGCGGCCCACGGCGCGCCCGCCGGCACCGAGGCGGCGGUGGUGCGCGACAAGUUCCGCGCCUACGAGUGGCAGGGCGCGGGCACCGUGCACCCUUUCCAGAGCCUGCCCGGCAGCCUGACCGCGGGGCCCUGGGCGCUGAUGGGUGCGGGGCCGCCGGGCAAGUCCUAA
Auxenochlorella protothecoides is the source of this 909-nucleotide messenger RNA. RefSeq names its product Cyclin-A1. NCBI's taxonomy places the organism in Eukaryota, Viridiplantae, Chlorophyta, Trebouxiophyceae, Chlorellales, Chlorellaceae. The transcript has 6 exons. Gene Ontology annotation, cellular component: cytoplasm; nucleus; cyclin-dependent protein kinase holoenzyme complex. Gene Ontology annotation, molecular function: cyclin-dependent protein serine/threonine kinase regulator activity. Gene Ontology annotation, biological process: mitotic cell cycle phase transition; regulation of cyclin-dependent protein serine/threonine kinase activity. Bases 1 to 909 code for a protein of 302 amino acids. The record is from RefSeq and is a predicted model, not a curated record.